AUGGACCAAAACAUAAACAACGUGAAUAUGAACCUUCCUCUCUACGACUUAGAGCCGUGUUCGGCGCAGCACAGCGGCGCGUUAGCCGCUCUCCGCUUGCUACGGAGCUACAACCACUUCUUACCACCAGACGUGCCAAGCAUGGUCGGCCCGCUGCUUGCCGCGCUGCCGCCGCCUCCGUGCUUGCCCUACUGCCAGCAUCUGCCCAUGCGCAGCCCGCAACCUCUCCACGGGCUGUCAGAGGAGGCCCGCCGUCGCGGCGAGAAGCGGCCGAUCCCCGCCGAGUUGAAGGACGAGAAGUACUUCGAGAGACGACGGCGGAACAACCAAGCUGCCAAGAAGUCCAGAGACGCGCGCCGAGUGAGAGAGGACCAGAUCGCCUGGCGAGCUUGUCUGCUCGAGCAAGAGAAUGCUUCGCUUCGCGCACAUGUCGCGGCGCUCAGACAAGAAGCCAUCACUUUGAGGGCGCUGCUAGCGGCUGAUGAGCCAGCCGUACCCACUAGUACCACAGCUGACUAA
Molecule: messenger RNA, 519 nt
Organism: Leguminivora glycinivorella
Lineage: Eukaryota; Metazoa; Arthropoda; Insecta; Lepidoptera; Tortricidae
Product: D site-binding protein-like
Exons: 4
Coding region: 1-519 (172 amino acids)
Biological process (GO): regulation of transcription by RNA polymerase II
Cellular component (GO): nucleus
Molecular function (GO): RNA polymerase II cis-regulatory region sequence-specific DNA binding; DNA-binding transcription factor activity, RNA polymerase II-specific
Source: RefSeq, a predicted model, not a curated record